This is a messenger RNA of Pogona vitticeps (central bearded dragon), 864 nucleotides long. It is a transcript of the gene PTTG1, whose product is annotated as PTTG1 regulator of sister chromatid separation, securin. The record is from RefSeq and is a predicted model, not a curated record. Gene Ontology annotation, cellular component: cytoplasm; nucleus. Lineage: Eukaryota; Metazoa; Chordata; Lepidosauria; Squamata; Agamidae. Gene Ontology annotation, biological process: homologous chromosome segregation; chromosome organization.
UUGUUUGUUGUUAAUUAACGGGUGGAUGUUUUCCAAAUGCUUCAGACUUCCUUUGCGGCGAUAAUUAAAAGGAUGACAAAGGGGAAAGAGUAGAGGGUGUAAUUGACCAGGAUAGUUUCUCUUACCGUGGUGUUUCCUUUGGUAGUGUCGCUGUACCGGGAUUUCUUUUAAAGAGUAUAGUCUAGUGGCCAUCUGAUGCCAAAGUCAUGGCAACACACAUAUUCAUAGACAAAGAGAAUGGUGAAACUGGCACAACUGCUACUUCUAAGGAUCAACUGAGACUUCUUUCAGCACCUGCAAAGACUUUUGUUGAAAAGUCUCAUCCUAGGACUCCACUUGUUGGAAGAACAGCCAAUGUGAAUUCAGCAGCAUCCCAGUCGGUCAGGAAGGCUCUAGGAAACUUGAAUCGGCCUCUGUCAACUACAAUGACUCAGUUUCGUAAAGGAAAAAAGUUCUCUGUAAAAAAGGCUACUGAGAAGACGAACACAGUUGAAAGCUGCAGUGUUGUUACUGAAGAUUGUCCAGAGAAGGAGAAUCUGUUUUUCUAUAAUCCUCUAGACUUUGAGAAUUUUGAAGUUCCUGAGGAGCACAGGCUGAGCCACAUGUCAUUGACAGGUGUUCCUCUCAUGACAUUUGAAAAAGCAUCUGACAUAUUUACUGGCACAGUCUCUGUACCCAUAAUGCAACCUCCAAUUUCAUGGGAUUAUGACACUCUGCAAUCAACCAAAGAUUAUUUAGCUACCUUGGAUGAAAUAAUAAUUGAUCUCCCCCCUCCGUUGUAAUAUUUAAACAGGCUACUUUUUUUUAAACUUAGUUCUGGACAACUUGUAUCAGUUUCAUAAUAAAGAACAUGUAACCAAGGUC